AUGGGGAUCGGCGAGCACUUUGAGGGCGUGAAGCAGCACUGGGCGCGCAACUUCGCCUUCCUCGACUACUUCAAGAAGGUCUACGGCCGCGACCAGCCCCUCCCCAAGUGGUCCGACGCCGACGUCGAAGAGUUCAUCGCCUCCGACCCCGUCUACGGCCCGCAGCUCAAGGCCCUGAGGGAGUCCAGGAAGUUCGCGCUCGGCGGGGCCCUGGCCGGCGCCGCGCACCUCGGCGGCGUUGCCUUCAAGUACUCCAAGAGCCCGCACGGUGUCGUGCUGGCGACCGGGUUCGGAGCGCUCACUGGCGCCGUGCUCGGGUCGGAGGUGGCCGAGCACUGGUACGAGCUCUACAAGAUGGACAAGCAGGGGGCCAACCUCAGGUUCAUCUACUGGUGGGAGGACAAGGUCUCAGGUGGUCAGAAGUUUUGA
Molecule: messenger RNA, 429 nt
Organism: Triticum turgidum subsp. durum (durum wheat)
Lineage: Eukaryota; Viridiplantae; Streptophyta; Magnoliopsida; Poales; Poaceae
Source: the annotation of a GenBank genome assembly